Molecule: messenger RNA, 651 nt
Organism: Caenorhabditis briggsae
Lineage: Eukaryota; Metazoa; Nematoda; Chromadorea; Rhabditida; Rhabditidae
Exons: 5
Coding region: 1-651 (216 amino acids)
Biological process (GO): endosome organization; Golgi organization; phosphatidylinositol phosphate biosynthetic process
Cellular component (GO): endosome; lysosomal membrane; plasma membrane
Molecular function (GO): 1-phosphatidylinositol 4-kinase activity
Source: RefSeq, a predicted model, not a curated record
AUGAACCACAGACAAAACGAGACCGAUACGUCGGUCAUUUCUCCAAACCGUCGUACCGUCAGAAUGUCAUCCUCCGGAGCGUCCGAAUCAGAGGUGGAGACUUGUGAUGAGAAUGUUGGAUUGUUGGGAUCAAGAGGCAAGAAGACGAGACACGAGAGAUCCACAAGAUCCGAACAAACUGCACCACUUCAUAGACCAUUCGGAAACAACACUGACGACGCAACUGUGGAGUUUGGAGGAUGCAGCGACUACCAAGACCCGUACACUUCUGACGAUGACCUUUUGCACACAGGAAGCGAUGCAUACGGGUCGACUGUUGGUGCUACCAUUUCAUUGAAGUUCAACGAGGCGUGCCGUGCGAUUCACAACGGACACUACCCGCAGAGAAUUGCUCAGGGAUCCAGUGGAAGCUAUUUUGUCAAGAAUACGGCAGAUGAAAUCAUCGCAGUCUUCAAACCGAAAAACGAGGAGCCAUACGGAUCGUUGAAUCCAAAAUGGCUGAAAUGGAUUCACCGUGUAUUCCUGCCGUGCUGCUUUGGGCGUAGCUGUCUGCCACCAAACCAAGUGAGUAGUUUGCUUUUUUUCCAUUUUUUGUCUGUUGCCUCCUGGACUCUAAUCUCUAAUUGGACUCUUUUAGAAUUUUCAGCUUGA